AGCCUAAAUAUAGUCAUGUGUGAUCUUGUUUGAUUUGUCUUAACAUAUAGAUUAUUAAUAUAUAAUUUCUAUAAUUUUUUAAUAUACAAAUUACAAGAUAAAAUGGAUUAAAGAAGUGCAUUGGAUGGUGUGCCGAAAGGCAUAGACUACUGGUACCAAUACAAAUACUACCAGUCAAGAACCAGCUAGCUAGCUAGAGCUGUAUAUGUUCAUAAAUAUAUAUACACACAAAAGAUGGCUGCUGAAAAUGAGUUCAAGCAUUUGGUUCUUGUCAAGUUCAAGGAAGAUGUUGUGGUGGAAGACAUUCUCAAAGGAAUGGAAACGCUUGUUUCUGAAAUGGACACUGUCAAGUCCUUUGUCUGGGGAAAAGACACAGAGAGCCAUGAAAUGCUAAGGCAGGGGUUUACGCAUGCUUUCUUGAUGACGUUCAACACCAAAGAGGAUCACAUUGCCUUCUCCACCCAUCCCAAACACCUCGAAUUUUCCGCCUCCUUCUCCGCUGCCAUUGAAAAGGCCGUGCUUCUUGACUUCCCGGCGGUUCUCGUUAAGCCUCCGCCGCCUGCUGCCGCUGUUACUCCUCCUCCCGCGGCGGCGGAUAAUUAAUCAAUCCUCCCUGGCCGGCGGUUGCACUUUACGACCCAUCUCUAUCUAUCCGAGUCUAUGUAUCAUCAUCAUGAACUCCCUAGCUUUCAUUUAAUUUAAUUUUAUGCAUCAUUAUAUUAUUACUCCGUAUUAUAUACGGAGUAUAUAGUUCUAAUUAGAGCUUUUAUUUAUAUAUGGAUAUCAUCAUGCAAUUAAGUAACCUAGCUACGUUCUCAUCAAAUAUGCUACCGGUUAAGUAUAAAAGCAUUGUAAGCUAGUAUGGCCGUGAAUAAAGUAACUCUGAUCUGUUACUAUGGGGUAAUAGCAUGGGU
Molecule: messenger RNA, 914 nt
Organism: Cuscuta campestris
Lineage: Eukaryota; Viridiplantae; Streptophyta; Magnoliopsida; Solanales; Convolvulaceae
Source: the annotation of a GenBank genome assembly